AUGGCACGAAGAAUAGCAGGCAUUUCAACGGCUAUUGCAUUGCAAGAGCGCCUUAGAUAUGCCAGCUUUACGAUCUACGAAAGGGCUGGCGAUGUAGGCGGGACAUGGCGGGAUAAUACAUACCCUGGCUGCGGAUCAGAUGUCCCCGGCCACGCAUACUCACUUUCAACCGAGCUAAAUCCGAGCUGGUCGAGUUACUUGGUUUCGCAGCCAGAAAUUCGCGCAUAUUGGGAGGCCCUAUUCCACAAACACAAUUUGGGCAGGAAAACACUCUUCAAUCAUGACAUCACAACACUCCAAUGGGACCAAGGGGAACAGUUGUGGCGGUUGACCGCGGUUGACCGCUUUAACAACACGGAGAAGGAAGUAGAAGCCCAUAUAGUCGUGUCGGCCAUAGGCGGAUUCAUGUACCCUCUGUUUCCCGACAUUCCGGGCCAAGAGUCUUUCAAGGGACUGACGUGGCAUUCCGCGCGCUGGAGACAUGACAUAGAUCUCAAGGGGAAGAGAGUCGGAGUUAUUGGUAACGGCUGCUCCGCAGCGCAGCUUAUACCCAAAGUAUCAGAGGAUCCUACCGUCGAAGUGAUUAAUUUCUGCAGAACGCAGCAAUGGUACAGCCCAAGAAUUCAAUACACAUAUCCUCCUUGGGCUAGAUGGAUUUUCUCGCAUACCCCACUCGCCACGCGUUUGUAUCGGAUUUGGUUGAUGGUCAAGGUAUCGCUUCUGUCUGUCCUGGUUGCCACUGUGUAUCUAAUUUUAUGGUUUCAGGUAUUUUCUAGCUAUAUGAAGAAGACGGCACCCGAAGAGUACCACAAAUACCUGAUCCCUUCAUUUCCCCCGGGCUGUAAACGUAUAAUUAUUGAUCCCGGCUUUCUCGAGAGUCUUCACAGACCUAACGUUUCGAUGGUCUGGGACGGUAUCGAGAGAAUUGAGGAGUCGGGGAUCAAGCUGCGGACAGGAGAGCAAGUGUCUCUGGACGUCAUCGUCUUCGCAACUGGGUAUGGCCUGAAUCCAAAGCUUCCGAUGAGCGGGAAGAACAAACUCAACCUGCAAGACUUUUUCGCGUCUCAAGGUGGGCCCACUUCGUACAUGGGCACAUGCGCACCGGGAUUCCCAAACUUGUACACACUACUUGGACCGAACGUGGCUACAGGCCAUUCCUCCGUGAUUUUUAGCGAGGAGGUUCAGAUACAAUGGGUGCUGCAGUUAAUAAAGCCUGUGAUCGAUGGGGCCGUCAAGUCCCUUGAAGUAAGCCAGGAGGCAUUCCAUGAAUACAAUGCAUGGCUUCAGGAGCGGUUGAAGAACUCGGUCUGGACGGAAUGCCACUCUUAUUAUCGGUCCGAUAGGAGGGAGGGCAAGGUUGUCGCCAACUUCCCGGGACCGAUGUCAUUGUUUUGGUGGAUUCUACGCAAGCCAAGAUGGAACCAUUUCGUCCUUGUCGGUGGAGAAUCUUGGAUCAGGCAGCAAAGUCGCGCUCGCCGGAUCCGACUUCUUGGGAUAUUUGUGGGUUUCUUGGCUCUCGUCUGCACCGGCCUUGCGAGCAGUGACAGCAUUCGUCAAGGCCUGAAGUUCUGGAUGCAGCAGGUGAGCGUCUCGAGCAUCGUGGGAUGCACGUGUAUCGACAGCUUCGAUUCCAAGGUCUUUGACAUGGAGGGAUGGAAAUGA
This is a messenger RNA of Gloeophyllum trabeum ATCC 11539, 1662 nucleotides long. Its product is annotated as FAD/NAD P-binding domain-containing protein. Gene Ontology annotation, molecular function: NADP binding; flavin adenine dinucleotide binding; N,N-dimethylaniline monooxygenase activity. The transcript is spliced from 11 exons. The record is from RefSeq and is a predicted model, not a curated record. NCBI's taxonomy places the organism in Eukaryota, Fungi, Basidiomycota, Agaricomycetes, Gloeophyllales, Gloeophyllaceae. The coding region runs from base 1 to 1662 and encodes 553 amino acids.